Messenger RNA from Drosophila subobscura, 873 nucleotides. Its product is annotated as glutathione S-transferase 1-1-like. NCBI's taxonomy places the organism in Eukaryota, Metazoa, Arthropoda, Insecta, Diptera, Drosophilidae. Bases 161 to 814 code for a protein of 217 amino acids. Gene Ontology annotation, biological process: glutathione metabolic process. The transcript has 2 exons. Gene Ontology annotation, molecular function: glutathione transferase activity. The record is from RefSeq and is a predicted model, not a curated record.
CGCGCUAUCUCUCUUAAAUUGCCAAAUUCCGAGCUUUCGUUUGCUAUAAAAGCUCAAGCAGAUGCCGGCUAUGGCACAGUUUGAAUUCUAAGCGAGAGCCAGCAGGAAAUCAUCAAUAAAGAAGACUCGCAAAACGAGAAAAAAAAAUUUCUACACAAUUAUGUUGGACUUUUACUACAUGUUGUACUCGUCACCCUGCCGUUCCAUUCUUAUGACUGCCAAGGCAUUGGGUGUGGAGCUCAACAAAAAGAAGGUUGACCUGAACGCUGGCGAGCAACUAAAGCCGGAAUUUAUUAAGAUUAAUCCGCUGCACACGAUUCCAACGCUCGUGGAUGGUGACUUUGCCGUGUGGGAGUCGAGGGCCAUACUCAUUUACUUGGUGGAGAAGUACGGCAAGGACGAUUCGCUGUACCCCAAGGAUCCCCAGCAAAGGGCUGUGGUCAACCAACGCCUCUUCUUCGAUUUGGGCACACUCUUCCAGAGCUAUGUGUACUACUACUAUCCGCAAUGUUUUGAGGAAGUCAAGAAGCCGGCAGACCCCGAAAACUACAAGAAGAUCGAUGCGGCCUUUGGGCAGCUCAACACCCUAUUGGAGGGGCAGCAGUAUGCGGCAGCGAACAAGCUGACAAUCGCUGAUUUUGCGCUCGUGGCCACCGUUUCCACUUUCGAGGUCUCGGAAUAUGAUUUCAGAAAGUUCUCGAAUGUGGUCCGAUGGUACGAGAAUGCCAAGAAGGUCAUGCCCGGCUGGAAGGAGAACUGGGAGGGUUGUCUCUACCUCAAAGAUUUGCAUUUGUCGGAAAUGUUGAAGAAGUAAGACGUUUGUUUUGAGUUAGCAAUAAAGUUGCAUCAGGAAUAUGUCAAUGACUUCCCAAA